Messenger RNA from Scomber scombrus (Atlantic mackerel), 497 nucleotides. It is a transcript of the gene ndufa5, whose product is annotated as NADH:ubiquinone oxidoreductase subunit A5. The record is from RefSeq and is a predicted model, not a curated record. Gene Ontology annotation, biological process: respiratory electron transport chain. The transcript is spliced from 5 exons. The coding region runs from base 47 to 397 and encodes 116 amino acids. Lineage: Eukaryota; Metazoa; Chordata; Actinopteri; Scombriformes; Scombridae.
CAUAUGUAGUGGCCGGAAACCACAGAGGGGAUCGUGUCCUGCAGAGAUGGCUGGACUGCUGAAAAAGACGACUGGCCUGGUGGGUCUGGCCGUGUCCCAAAACCCUCAUGAGCGUCUCAGGGCUCUGUACACUAAGAUUCUGGCGUCGCUGCAGACCAUGCCACAAGACGCCGCCUACAGGAAGUACACGGAGCAGCUGGUCAGCGAGAGGUUCGCCCACGUCACAGCGGAACCUGAUGUAGAGAAGCUGGAGCAGAAGAUCAACUGUGGACAAAUUGAAGAAGUUAUUUUCCAGGCGGAGUGUGAGCUGGCUCUGUCCAGGAAGAUGUCCGAAUGGAAACCGUGGGAGCCGCUGGUAGAAGAGCCUCCUCCCAACCAAUGGAAAUGGCCCAUCUGAAUACACCUGUGUAUACUGCUGAUAACAUACUGUCUGUGUGUGUGUGUGUGUGAGAUCCAAACCUCUGCUUCUAGUGAAGUAAUAAACAAUAAAACAAAUA